Messenger RNA from Pseudogymnoascus verrucosus, 1394 nucleotides. RefSeq lists its product as uncharacterized. Lineage: Eukaryota; Fungi; Ascomycota; Leotiomycetes; Thelebolales; Thelebolaceae. The annotation marks the transcript as partial. The transcript has a single exon. The record is from RefSeq and is a predicted model, not a curated record.
CCUCCCUCCCUCUCACCUCGACAAUGGCCUUCCACCCUGCACAGCCGUACGCCCUCCAGCAGCACCUCCGAGACGGCAGUAUGGGAAUGGGCAUGGGCAGGCAGCCGGGCUCGGCCGCGACGGACGCCUACGACGACUUUCUCGACCAGUAUCUGACCUUUGAGGACACAGACGCUAUGGGUGGUGGUGCCGCUGGGGCUGGCCCAGGCGCUGGCAAUGGUGCAGGCGCCGCUUCCGCUGUGGUGGUGCAUGCCCAGUCCUCGUCUUCGCCCUUCCUUCCUAGAUCAGCGAUGGGUGCACCACACUCGGAACCUUCUCCGCCGCGAGAUACCGACGAACUGAUACUACAAUUCCCCCGACCCCCGCAGCAGUCGCCUCAGCACCAGACCGCGGAUGACCAACAGCAGCAGCAGGAAGACCGUGACCAGGACCAUGAGAACGAUCACGAGCACGAGCACCACCACCACCAGCAGCAGCAGCAACAACCACAGCAAGCCUGGGCCUCAUUUCCCCCGACUCAUGCAUCUCCGCCGCUGCGAUCCAGUCGGGGACGCCGACAAACAUUCGCCGAACAUUGCAGCGCGCGAGCCACAAUCUCCGAUUCGGACCUUCUAAGUCUAGAAGGCAUACAUCUCAAAUCCCCACGCUACCCGCCGUCACCACCACAGAACCCGCGUCCGUCCACUGCUAACACAGUCAUCGGCACAUCAAAGACACUUAAUAGCAAAGCCAGCAAAGGCUCCCUCAGCGGCUCCGGACCCUCUCUCCGUAGAAAAAAGGCCUUCUCCCGCUCCUCAUCGAAUUUCCACGCCAAAGACCUCCCCGCCACCCCAAACACAGUCACAACCAUCGACCCGCACAUCCGCACCCCCAGCCGCUCCGCGAGCCGCGGCGCCAUCCGGAAAUCCGUAUCCUCCAUCAACAUCUCCCCGGCGAAGAUGCAGGCCCAGUCCGUCGCGGCGCUAGACGAAUGGACGCAGCGCAUGGCUGUCGCUGAAGCAGCAGCCUUCGAAUUCGGCUUUGGACAGGGUUCUGGGAUCCCAAUGACGCCCCCGCCGAGCGCGAGGGUGAGCGACACGAGCAGUGCGAGUGAGCGCGAGAUGGGCGGCGGUGGCGGCGGGUCGAGGAGUGCGUUGGCAAUGAGCCACUCAAGGUCGCUGUCGCAGACGCAGCUUGCGGCGAUGGGGGCGGCGAUCGAUCAGGGGAAUUUACCGUGGACGAGGCCACCGCAACAGCAGCAGUUUACGGUUGUAAGGAAUGGGAAAAAGUUGCAUGCCCCUGCUGAGGUGGGGGAGAUGAAGUUUGUGGAUGCGUUUUCGUUGCCGUAUGGGGUUGGGUGGGGCGGUGGGGAUUUUGGCGGGGUGUUGCAGGGAACGGAGCAGCAGGAGGAGGAG